Messenger RNA from Giardia duodenalis, 339 nucleotides. RefSeq lists its product as uncharacterized. The record is from RefSeq and is a predicted model, not a curated record. The coding region runs from base 1 to 339 and encodes 112 amino acids. Lineage: Eukaryota; Fornicata; Diplomonadida; Hexamitidae. The transcript has a single exon.
AUGAAUAGCGCUGUGGAGGGCUGCUUGCGUAAAGGCUUCAAUGAAGGCAUAACCGAGCCUCACGGGCCCACGCAUAAGCGUUUGCAAGUCGUACGCUCUGGUGACAGGGUUCUUGCCCAAGCAAUCCAUGUCUCAGAGUCAUCCAUAGCCCUCAGGGUACUCUGUGUCGAUGAUGGGCUACGUUUAGACGCCACAUAUGGAGUAAUCCGGUAUAAGGACGCAGGGGUCUCUCCAGGAACUGCACUGCACACGAUAGCCAGGUCCGGUACCUACUUGAUAUGUGAGGUCCUUACCGUGAGCACGCCCUGUAUUCUCCGGCCUUGGCCAGAGACCCUUUGA